GUCACCCUGAGGACUCGACCCAAAUCUUGUGUGAGGGCUCUGAAGCCUUAAUGCAAGAGCAGGAGUUGUGGGCUUGAAAGGGGGGUCCAGAUCCAUCCCGGCAGGUGAGCGUGCUCGGGAACAGGGCAACCCCGAGCCCUUAUCCCUGCUUCCAGCCUUAUUUGUGCAUGACAGAUUGAGGGAUGGACCGCCUGGGUGAUGAGGGAAGCAACUAGUACGUACCCAUCUCAUCAGGAGACGAAAAGUGGUCACUUAGGUACAGAUUUCUGCAGGUUUCAUCCUUCACUGGCUUUCUUUGGUUCUAACCUUCUGAUUCAUUCAAAUUCCCGUCCCUUUCACCCUUUGCUGCUUGUGAUAUAUUUAACAACUACCUUCUUUGCCCCUCUUUUCAACUUGCUACCUUCUUGAACCAGCACAAGUUGCCCUUUUGAGGCCCACCCUUGUUUGCAGCUGUGAACGAGGGACUAACAGAGCUUUGGUGUGAUCAUAUUUUCUCUAUGGCAAUGAAACCAAAUCUUGCACUGAAACCCACUCAGUUUUGUUGUGUUUUUUUUUCUUUUGUAACUUGAGAUUGAGUGGGGGCGGGAGGCACAGAUAAUAAGCAACGGUUCUUGGAACACCUUUUAUUCAUUAAGCUCUUGCUAUUAAUGGAAUCGAGCUGUUAUUAAUAGCGUUUAACCUCACACAGCGCAUAGCCUGCCUGCUAACGUCUCAGCCCUUUGCCUUCCCUUACAGUUGCCUGGCUGAAGCCCCAUCCCCAGCAGUGUUAGGGGCACAGGGGGCUCGGGGUCUCAUCCCUCUGGGACGUGGCCUGAGUUUCACAACCUGCUGUUGGUUCCAGUGCGUGUUGGUGGCCUUGGGACCCAUUCAGCAGAGUCUGUGUGUCCGGAGUAUAUCGGUUCUUGCAAGUUCAACAGCACCAGCUGUCUCUGCAACUUAAUCAGGCCUGGGGAAACUUUAACCAAGUGCCUUCCCAGCGUCUAUCUUUCCCCUCUUCAGCUCCUCUUCUGCUUGUUACUUCCUGGCAGCUAUUUCUCUGUUCAAGCCUGUAGAGCCUAUUCUCAAGUGGAAGGGACCUGUAGGACGGUUUCAUGUUUAGUUUUGCGGCAGCUUCCGCUCUGUGUUGGUGUUCGGUCAGCGGAAAUGCUCUCCUCUGCGUGAUGUGCAGCUCAGAUGCUCUUAAAGCCCAAGCACUGCUCCUGAAGACCUGCCCACUGCUGCCACCUGCCUCGGAGUUCAGGGGUGAAGCUGGGUGUUUCAAAGCUGCAAGGAACAGCUCCUCAUCUCAGCUGAUCGCUCUUGCUGUGCGUCAAGGCGCUUUGAAGCGUGAUUUGAUGGGGCGUUUCAGGAUUGCACUGUACCAGGAGAGGGUCCUGUCUGGCUUGGCAGCCGGUGCCUGGAGCCAUGGAAGAGCAGCCAGGUUCUCCAGCCUGCGAGUCCCCCUUUUCCCUGCGGCGUGUCUGCGUUUCCGAAGAUGGGCCUGAAGGUGAAGAGCAGGAGGAGACUCCAGAGAAGGACGCCACCCGGGCACAGCUGGUGGGAGACUCCCCGGAGCGGCACAGGCAGGUUUCUCCUCGCCGUUCAGGACGCUGCUGGCAAGGGCAUGGUUCCUUCGCCCCUCGGGACGUGGACAGCCCUGGCCAGAAGGCAGGAGAGGGUGAGGGGGGUGCCCCGUGCCCUGAGCCCAAGGCACCAGGGGAGCUGCAGCCACGCAGGCCGUUCCGGCGGAAGCACCGGCUCUACCUGAAGCCCAAGUCGAGCCCGGCCCCAGCAUCUCCAGGACCCGGGGAGAGAGCCGAAGAGCCAGGGCCCUCCCGGGGAAAGAGGCUGCGCUUGAUCUGGGGACAGCCCGGUGACUUCCGACGGAAGAAAAACCGUUUGGAGAACGGACUGGAGGAGGCCCCCCUUGUGCCCCAGAGCAGUGAAGAAGAGGAGGAGGGGAAAGGUUCCCGACCCUGCUCCCCCGAGCCGCCUCUUCCCGGAGAUGCCCGUCCCAAGCCGGACUUUGUGCAGCUGAUUGACGAGCACGGCAUCUACUCCACCGCCAAACUCGUGCUGGGCGGCGCGGCGGGCGAGCUGGAGGAGGCGGCGGUGGUGCUGCCGCCCCACCUGAAGCGGGGCGCGAGCGUGGCCAGCAGCGGGGCCGAGUUUGAGAUCCGCGAGGUGAUCGUGGACGAGAAGCCCUUCCAGUGCGGCGUGUGCGAGAAGGCCUUCAAGCGGGCCUGGGAGCUCUUCAGCCACGAGGUGGUGCACAACGAGGAGCGCCCGUUCCGCUGCGACCUCUGCGAGGCCUCCUUCAAGCGCCACUCGGACUUCAAGAGCCACCGGCUGGUGCACACGGAGGAGCGGCCCUUCCGCUGCGAGCUCUGCGGCAAGCGCUUCAAGCGCUCCUCCAACCUCCAGGAGCACCGGCGCAUCCACACGGGCGAGCGGCCCUUCCACUGCGCCUGCUGCGACAAGAGCUUCAAGACGCCCUACGAGCUGCAGCGCCACACGCUCACCCACUGCACCGAGAAGCCCUUCAAGUGCGCGGACUGCGGGAAGGACUUCCCCACCUCCAACGCCCUCCUCCUGCACCAGCGGCAGCACUGCGACGACAAGCCCCACGUCUGCGGCGUCUGCGGCAAGAAGUUCACCUACGGGCACAGCCUCAAGGUGCACGAGCGCGUGCACACGGGCGACCGCCCCUUCGUCUGCCCGCUCUGCGGCAAGGGCUUCAAGCAGUCCAACGCCCUCUCCUCCCACGAACGCGUGCACACGGGCGAGCGCCCCUUUGUCUGCAAAACCUGUGGGAAGGCCUUCAAGCAGUCGUCCUACCUGGUGAUCCACGAGCGGGCGCACACUGGGGAGCGACCCUACAAAUGCGAGGCGUGCGGUAAAGCCUUCGCCCGGCCCUCCUUGCUGCUGCAGCACCACCGCGUGCACAGCCAGGAGCGGCCCUACAAAUGCAGCUUCUGCCACAAGUUCUUCAAGGACCUGGCCUACCUGGCUGUGCACGAGAAGGUGCACACAGGCGAGACCCCCUACAAGUGCAGCGUCUGCGACAAAGGCUUCGCUCACCCGUCCAACCUGCUGCAGCACCAGCGCGUGCACCGCGACGGCUGAGCCCCGGAGCGGCGUGCGCGGUGCGAGUGUUUUGAGGCCAAGAAGCCCACAGCCAUAAGCGAGCGUGCUGCAAGCAUGCCUGCAGCAACAGACGAGCCCCAGGCCAGCCCGCCGCAGCGCGUGUUCCCAUAGGUGUGCAGGGGACUGCUGCAGCGUCCCUGGAGAGGAGCCCGAGAAGUGGGUGCUGCUGCAGCUCUUCUCCUGAGCCUGAACCCAGCAGGGCUUCUGCUGCUUGGCUUUGCUCUGCCAAACCCUGACGCGUGCCGUUCUCUCCGUGCUCCUCCCAGAGAGGUGAUCCCACAGGGGUCCUAACUGAGCUCUGAGGCUGGGGCUCCUGUCUCCCAGCCGGUGCUGCCUGCAGGGAGGUGGCGUGCCGUCCAUGAGCGCUGCUGGCCGCAGGCUGGCCGGUGGCAGCGAGCUGUAGCUUGUGGCACGCCGCCGAUGGGCAGCUGCGAGUCCUGCUGGGAGGCCGUGGUGGUUUCCAGAGGUGAGCUGGGCUGGCCAAGGCUGCGGUGCGGCCGAGAGCCAGUGUCCAGAGCUCUGAAGAGCAGCAUCAGCCAGGCCGUGGCAAGCCCUUUGUUUGGCUGAUGCUAAGGGAUGCUUCUUCUCCCCCCAGUGCUGCAAGGAGGACUUAUCUAGUCACCCCAGUAAGCAUAGCUCAGCCUGGCCACGCAACGGGCUCCAUCAGCAUGUCUGCCUGGUGCCCUGGGGCCAUGCUGCUGCCUUCCUUGAGUGCAAGGUGUAAGCUGGGUGCUCCUGGGGGAGCCCCUCGAAGUAGGGGUGCGCUGCCGCCUGUGACUGAGCCCUGCAGCAGGAGCCCUGCCCGUUUUUUGGGGGGUGUAUACCAGUGAAAAGUAUGGUGGGGGACAGCAGUGUGCAGGCACCUCCCUUUCCUUCUAAUGAAUUUUAAGCGUCCCGUCCAUAUUUCACGCUGCUACUGAUGAUCAGGUUAAUAAUGAAAGCAGUGCCCUUCGCCCUGCUGUGCAGGGGCCACGCGGGCGCUUUGCUGGUACAGCACCACACAGGCUGCCUCUGUUCAGCAGCCCGGUUCUCCCCCCGGGCAGGGAGCAGAGGCGGCGUUGUGUUGGCUGCAGAUCGUGUGUUCUCACUUAAAACUUGGCCUCAAGGCACAGGGGAAGGGGUGGGAGUGGAAGGGUGACCCUGGGAGAGCCGGAGCAAGGAGGAGAAGGCGCAGCCCAGUUGGUGCUGGCGGUGGGGUAUCUUUUGGGGAGAUGUUGGAGGAGAGGUGCGGAGCCACACAGGAGCCACCGUCUUGCCUCUCCCAGCCCAUCUGGAGGAAGGAGCCCGUCAUGGAUUGGAAACACUAACCCUAUUUUCUGCCCCAGGGUGCCGGUAAGGCAGGUAGGGAGCAGAAGAAGGGGGUGCACAUGCUGUGAUCUGCUUUGGGAGCCUUGUCAAGGGACAACCCGUGCUGUAAGCUGUUUCUAGCUGCUUGUGGGACCUGGACGAGGAAGGGGUGAGCACACUCAACCAGCGCUGGAUCCUCCUUGUUCCCAUGCCGUGCGUGCCCAGCAGGUCCAGCGGCAGCACCAGGUCUAGAGCCACCCACGCUGCUGCUGCCACCGAAGUCUGGAUUUGUUCUCUUUGACUGAUGGCUGCUCCUGCUGCUGGGCGGAGGGUGGCGUGCGGACCUUUCCUUGCGAAGGCAAGCCCUGUCCUCCAAUCUGAGCCGCCUUGGAGGGGCCUGGUGUCACGGGCACCUUCCUGGACGCCGGGGCUGUGGGACUGGAGGUGCCAACCCCCGGACUCCUGGUGAUCCUGGUCCUACCCCGUCGCCCUUUUGUAUGGUUCCUGUAGCACUGGGGGCGGGAGGGGAGGCGUGCUCCUCAGCACUCUGCACACUAAUUACAGGACAGUUAUUUAAC
This is a messenger RNA of Cygnus atratus (black swan), 4991 nucleotides long. Its product is annotated as zinc finger protein ZFP2-like. The coding region runs from base 1405 to 3105 and encodes 566 amino acids. Gene Ontology annotation, cellular component: nucleus. Gene Ontology annotation, molecular function: DNA-binding transcription factor activity, RNA polymerase II-specific; RNA polymerase II transcription regulatory region sequence-specific DNA binding. The record is from RefSeq and is a predicted model, not a curated record. Gene Ontology annotation, biological process: regulation of transcription by RNA polymerase II. NCBI's taxonomy places the organism in Eukaryota, Metazoa, Chordata, Aves, Anseriformes, Anatidae. The transcript is spliced from 2 exons.